This is a messenger RNA of Mya arenaria, 2574 nucleotides long. Its product is annotated as DALR anticodon-binding domain-containing protein 3-like. The transcript is spliced from 13 exons. Gene Ontology annotation, cellular component: cytoplasm. The record is from RefSeq and is a predicted model, not a curated record. Bases 12 to 1679 code for a protein of 555 amino acids. Gene Ontology annotation, biological process: arginyl-tRNA aminoacylation; tRNA C3-cytosine methylation. NCBI's taxonomy places the organism in Eukaryota, Metazoa, Mollusca, Bivalvia, Myida, Myidae. Gene Ontology annotation, molecular function: ATP binding; arginine-tRNA ligase activity; tRNA binding.
UGGCGGCGCCCAUGGAGAUUCUACUAAAAGUUAAGAUUUUAGUAGCAGAGGUAUUUAAAAAGCACGGUUUAGAACAAGGAAGGCUACCAAUAGUUCAAAGGACAAAUAGGUUUUCUUUAGGUGAUUUAUUUGUUCCUAAUGGACCCUUCACUAAAGAGAAAAACGAGGACUUUGAAAAACUUCUUCAAAACAUUAAAGAACUUUUUAUUUCAAAAAAUAUUCCUAUAACAAAAGUGACAAGCAAUGACUUCAGUCGUGUUGCCAUGUUCCUUGAUAGAGCACAUUUUUAUCAUAGUGUCAUAGACUGUGUUAUGAAUCAGAAGGACGAAUAUGGAAUGGUGAAAUCUGGUGAUAGGAGAACUAUUUUACUUGUGAAUGACAGCCGAAAGCUUUAUGAUGAGAAGAACAGCUUAAACACCUUGAGGUCUGUGAUAGUACAUGAAACUGCUGGGAAACUGCUUACUGCAAAUGGAUUUGAAGUUAAAAGUCAAUUUUCCAGAUCUGAGAUAAAAGUUAUCUCAUGUUUUCAAAGUGAGAUCAGCUUUGACAUUGACACAGAGAUCUGUACAUCCGCUAAAUGUGGAAGUGAUAAUGCUCAGCUGCAGGAGUUAUAUGAGAUGAUAUACAGAUGCAGGUAUGUGAGUGAGUUGAUGUCGGAAGAAGGUUCGUUGGAACCUGCCGGGGACGGGAUGCCGCGGUGGCUACAGUUUGACCUUAGACAAUUUAUCACAGAUAAUGGGCUUAAGGCUGGCAGUGGACACUUUGACAAGAACCUUCACAAAUGUGCAAUCUUAGAAAAUGGGGUUCCAACUAGUGCAUUGCAAAAUGCUGCAAAGAACUUCAUUCUAAUAAAGACAGGGGGUAUGAAGACUGCAGUUCACAUAGUAGACCAGAGUGAGGCGUUUAACCAACAGAAGGUGGUGCUACUGAUACAGCAGUUAGCCCUUCUCACAACCACGAAACUGACCCAGUGCUGGCAGGUGAUUGGUCCUGUCAUUGUCAAACAAGGAGGCAAGGAACUUGGCCAGUCAGCUGACAAAUUUAUAAGGUUAACAUAUGCCCAACUAAGACAAGCAGCUAUUAUGAAAUACGGAGAAACAGUACAUGGUGAAGGAUGGUCUGGCAAUCUGAAGGCCCUGACCACAGCAUGUGUCAAGUUUCACCUCCUUUCAUGCGUUCCUAGAAACCAGUUGAAACUGAGUUUUUCUGAUGACAUGAGAGAAGAUGGAACUUAUGUGUCAACAGGGUCAUUUGUCAUGUACAACUGCGCAAGGCUGAUUAUGCUGUUUGCUCACUUCCAACAGGCUGUUGAUAAUGGUACCUUUCCUCCGUUACCUGAGCUGGAAAAGAUUGACUUUUCUACUUUGAGAGAAGAGCAAGAGUGGUCGCUGUUGUUGACUUACGUGUUCACUUUUCCGGACCUUGUACAGCAAACCAUCCAGAACAUGGAACCCUCUGACACCACAACGCUCAACAUACAUACACAUAAGAUGUGCCAGAUGCUGGGAAGUCUAAGCAGAUGUUUGAGUUCAUAUUAUUCAAGAUACCAUGUUCUUGGGGAGGCAAGGCCCCACUUGUACCCACAGAUGUUUGCCCGCCUGUACCUGCUGAAGGCAGUACACCAGGUCCUGGUCAAUGGCCUGCAGCUGAUUGCCGUCUCACCGCUCUCUCAGGUGUAGACAACAUGUCACAAUGUAUGUGUCUAGGAAAGGGUGCAAUUCUUGGGUAAACAGUUACAAAUAAGCCAUGGUUUUGGGCACUCCUGAUUCGCUCAGUAAAACUGUGAUACUUCUGUUUGAACAAACUUUUUGAUUAAGACAGUGGAGAAAAAUAGAAGACGGAGUUGGAUAAACAACAGAUGGAACAGCCGGAUUAAAUGGUUGUGUAGGAAGUGACGUUAAUUCUCAAAGAAAGGCAAAGAAGUUCAAGAUUGUAAACCCUGCACAUCAAGUAGGACAAUUGACCGCCACGUUCAUGCUAGAGUAUUGAAACAGAACACAAACAAGCUUGGCACAUGUAUGUUUAUGUGAGCAAUUUUGAAGAGAUAAAUGAGGUUGGCUAUUUUUCAUAAAAUUACCUUUCUGGGGUGAAGGCCAGUACUUAUAAUUGCAAGGAGACAUAAUGUUGACAUCAGGAUUCAUACAGCAGUGCAAUCUUAUAACAAACAUGUUAGGGAAGUCAAUCAUUAAUUAAUAUGGGGACUUAUAGUGCAAUUAUUAACAGAUUCCUAUUUCUCAAACACUCAUGUAUCAGGCCCCACCAGCCAGUAUUUACCAGACUUUCGCAGCGUGUUCUAGGCUGACCAAAGAGAGAAUCUUCAUUUUUAUUAAUGCCACAUCAACGAUGACUUUCUUUUUAUUUAACCACUUCAACUAGACAAUGCUGAAACUUAUGGUAGUGUAAUUGUGAGAAGCAAACUAUUUGAUCACUAGGUUGCUAAAAUUUGUUUUGAAAACAUUGGAAGUUUGUUAAACAUGAACUAUAUAAAAAUUUUAUGUCAAUACAUUGUUCAUAAGUGAAUUAGUUGUUGACCUUUGUCUGUAUAUUUCAUGCCUUUUAUUAUUAAAAAUAUCU